This is a messenger RNA of Notolabrus celidotus (New Zealand spotty), 1239 nucleotides long. RefSeq names its product xylulokinase homolog (H. influenzae) (gene xylb). Gene Ontology annotation, biological process: xylulose metabolic process. The record is from RefSeq and is a predicted model, not a curated record. Gene Ontology annotation, molecular function: D-xylulokinase activity. The transcript has 13 exons. Gene Ontology annotation, cellular component: cytosol. Lineage: Eukaryota; Metazoa; Chordata; Actinopteri; Labriformes; Labridae. Bases 76 to 1239 code for a protein of 387 amino acids.
CAUUAAUGGGUGUGUUACUGUCUCUUUAAAUAUUUAACCCUUCCUCCUCCUCUGCUCUCUCUCUCUGUGUUUGGGAUGAUGGCCGCCCGUCAGGACUCUCCUCUGUAUCUGGGCUUUGACUUCAGCACGCAGCAGCUGAAGGUGCUGGCUGUGGAUGGGAACCUGAACGUGGUCCAUCAGAACAAUGUGCAGUUUGACGCUGAGCUACCUGAGUUCAUGACUCAGGGAGGAGUUCAUAUCCAAUCUGACAGACUGACCGUCACCUCACCUGUGCUCAUGUGGGUGAAGGCUCUGGACCUGCUAUUGGACAAGAUGAAGGAGGCGGGUCUUGACUUCUCCCGUGUCAGAGCGUUGUCGGGCAGCGGACAGCAACACGGCAGCGUGUACUGGAGAACGGGAGCAUCUGAGACCCUGAAAAACCUGGACCCGGAUCAGGACCUGAACCAGCAGCUGCAGAGCAGCUUCUCCGUCUCAGACUGUCCCGUGUGGAUGGACUCCAGCAGCAGUCAGCAGUGUGAGGACCUGCAGAGAGCAGCAGGGGGCGCUCUGAGACUGGCAGAGAUCACCGGAUCCAGAGCCUAUGAGCGUUUCACAGGAAACCAGAUCGCUAAGCUGCGGCAGACCAAACCAGAGGAGUUCCAAAGUGCCGAGAGGAUCUCAUUGGUCAGUAGCUUCGCUGCCUCUCUGUUCCUCGGAGAUUACGCCGCCAUCGACUACAGCGACGGUUCAGGGAUGAAUCUGCUGGACAUCAAGACCAGGGUCUGGUCUGAGAUCUGCCUGGAAGCCACCGCUCCCCAUCUGGACCGCCUGCUGGGAGCUCCUCUUCCCUCCACGGCUGUACUGGGUCCCGUCUCCUCCUACUUUGUGAAGCGGUACGGUUUCUCUGAGAGCUGCAGAGUCGUCACUUUCACCGGAGACAACCCGGCUUCUCUGGCAGGAAUGAGACUCCAGCAGGGAGACCUCGCUGUCAGUCUAGGUACCAGUGAUACAGUGUUUCUGUGGCUCCAGCAGCCUCGUCCAGCACUGGAGGGUCACAUCUUCUGCAACCCCGUCGACUGGCAGGAGUACAUGGCUCUACUGUGCUUUAAGAAUGGAUCUCUGACGCGGGAGCGAAUCAGGAACGAGCGUGCUGGAGGAUCAUGGGAACUCUUCUCCUCCUCCCUGAGAGACACGCCGCUGGGAAACACCGGACACAUCGGUGAAGCUUCCUUCUUUCCUUUCCUUUGUGUCCUUUCCUAG